Messenger RNA from Geodia barretti, 1517 nucleotides. Lineage: Eukaryota; Metazoa; Porifera; Demospongiae; Tetractinellida; Geodiidae. The record is from the annotation of a GenBank genome assembly.
AGCCACACCCACGUGCUCGCGAACGUGAGAGGACAGCUGCGUUCUCGCCCACCGCCGGCUAGCUAGAUCAAUGUUAGGCCUGAGAUACCUCCGAGCGACCGGAUCAGCCGUGCUGAGGGCGAAGCACCACUCGACCGGCUCAAGCGGUGACGUACAGAGAGUUACACUCAUCAAAGGAGAUGGAAUUGGACCUGAAAUAUCUGAGGCAGUUAUUAACAUCUUCAAAGCAGCGAAGGUGCCAGUUGCAUGGGACUGUGUAAGUGUUGCACCAGUGAGGACGCCUGAUGGACACGUCACUGUUCCUGAAGAAGUCAUCCACUCCAUGCAGAAGAACAAGAUUGGACUAAAAGGACCUUUGGAAACACAAGUGGGGAAAGGUGCAGUGUCUCUCAACUUGACUCUGAGAAGAGUGUUCAAUCUGUAUGCGAAUGUGCGACCAUGUGUGUCACUGGAAGGCUACAAGACAGGCUAUGAUGGAGUAAAUCUGGUGACCAUAAGAGAGAACACUGAGGGAGAGUACAGUGGAAUAGAACAUGAGGCAAGGAUGGCACUAAACAGAGUUCCCCAAUUCACCUCCCAUUCAAUGCAGGUAGUUGAGGGUGUGGUACAGAGCAUCAAACUCAUAACUAAGACAGCUUCUGAGAGGGUGGCUCGGUUUGCCUUUGAGUAUGCCAGUACUCACGGGAGAAGGAAAGUAACUGCUGUGCACAAGUCCAACAUCAUGCGUCGAGCAGACGGCCUCUUUCUUGCCUGCUGCAGCCAAGUGGCUGCCAACUAUCCUCAAAUCACAUAUUCUGAUAUGUAUCUGGAUACUGCAUGCCUAAAUCUGGUUCAAGAUCCCUCUCAGUUUGAUGUUCUGGUGAUGCCCAACUUGUAUGGAGACAUACUGAGUGACUUGUGUGCUGGUCUGGUUGGUGGGCUUGGCCUUACCCCCUCAGGAAACAUUGGUGCAGAUGGAGUGGCCAUCUUUGAGGCUGUCCAUGGCACAGCCCCAGACAUUGCUGGUGAGGAUAAAGCCAACCCAACAGCUCUUCUUCUGUCAGCUGUGAUGAUGCUAAGGCACAUGGGCUUCCAGGAACAUGCACAAAAAGUUGAAGGAGCCAUCCUAAAAACAAUCCGUGAAGCUAAGAUGUUGACUGGUGAUCUUGGGGGCUCUGCCUUGUGCUCUCAGUACACUCAGGAGAUCAUUAACAACCUCGGGUGACAAAAGCAUUCAUGGCAAGACCUCUUUUCAUUAUCAGCUUUUAUCCAUGCAAGUGCUGAGCACUCUCGUAAUAAUUAAAUCUGUCAUGUCCUGAUUUGCUGCUCAAUUCUGUGGGCCAUCAUUCUGUCUAUUCUGGCCUGUCUCCAAUGCACAACUACCAGUGAGAGAGAUCCGACCAACACAGCGAUGGCCUGUGCUGGCAGAAAUUGUCAAUUGUCAAUAUAUAACUGUAUCAGUAUGAUAUUACAGUUCAUGGACCUGUAAUAUCCAGAAUGCUCUCUGCUUGUUGUGAUCCGCAAGGUAGUGACAGCUG